AUGCAUUUUUAAUUAUCUUAAAACAUGAGCUUGGACUUAAGAAGUCCUAUAGAAGAUGGUGUCGAUGAUGACAUAAGCUCUACAGAAUAACUUAGUGAUGGAUCUGUUGAAUCAUUAGAAGAUCUCCUCCCUAAAAUUCAUUAAAAAUCAAACCCAUUUUGUAUUAUAGAAGAGAGGAUUAUUUCAUAUCUCAAACAGUUAAAUUUGGUAUUUAAAACUGAUCCAAGAAAAAAAGAGUUUGAAUAUAAGUAUUUUUUCUUUCUUACACUAGUGAAAAAUAAUAAAAAACUAUACCGCAGUUUCUAGGUUCUGUUGAGGGCUCACCUGCUUUAAAGAGCAUCAAAUUAAAAACUAAAUAAAUUAUGCAAAUUAAAAAAAAAUGA
This is a messenger RNA of Paramecium sonneborni, 383 nucleotides long. NCBI's taxonomy places the organism in Eukaryota, Ciliophora, Oligohymenophorea, Peniculida, Parameciidae. The record is from the annotation of a GenBank genome assembly.